This is a messenger RNA of Salvelinus fontinalis (brook trout), 7311 nucleotides long. Its product is annotated as voltage-dependent calcium channel beta subunit-associated regulatory protein-like. Lineage: Eukaryota; Metazoa; Chordata; Actinopteri; Salmoniformes; Salmonidae. Gene Ontology annotation, cellular component: secretory granule; plasma membrane. The transcript has 10 exons. The coding region runs from base 2062 to 4770 and encodes 902 amino acids. The record is from RefSeq and is a predicted model, not a curated record. Gene Ontology annotation, molecular function: transmembrane transporter binding. Gene Ontology annotation, biological process: negative regulation of calcium ion-dependent exocytosis; negative regulation of voltage-gated calcium channel activity.
UUAAAUGUUUUGCAGCAUAAUUAGUGUGUGACUUUCAUUCUUAAUUUUUACCUUUUUUACCACUGACUCAGCAAUCCAUGUACUUAAACGAGCACAUAGAUGCCUGAUGUCCUGCUUUACUACAGUGGAAGCAUGUGCCUUGAUUUCCCUGUCUCUGCUUUUCAGUUGCAACUGUGCACUUAUCCUGAUGAUCUCUAAUGCUGAGCCUCUUCCAUGGCCACACUGACUUCAAUUGCUUUUGCCAAAAUCAGAUUACUUUCAGUCAAUAGUCUCUUUUGUGUAGUUUCGCUCCGUAGCCCACAUACUAGUCGAUCUCUGAUGGUGUCAUUUAGAACAUCAUUAAACUCACAGUACUCUGAUAAACAUUUUUUUAUUUUAUGCCACAGCAAACAUUGUCACUGAUUCUCCAACUUUCUGAUUUCUCCUGUGGCACCUAAACCUUUGAGCAAUAAUUAGUGGUUUUGGUGAAAAGUGCCUGGCUGUAGCAGGCUGCGAAGUAAAUUGAAUGUAGGCCCAAUUUUUGUCCUCAUCAAUGUUAUUUGCAAGACCAAAAUAUUCAAACCGUUCUGUAUAUGAGCUCCACUGCUCAAUACUUUCAGCAAACUGUCCAAUAUUUCCAACCAUUCCAGACAUUUUUCAUUUCUCAAUAGGCUCCUGAUUGUCACUCACUUAAAUAUUGUUUUCUUCUGCCAUGGCAAUAUUUAGUGUUCUUCACUUCACGCACUGAUGUUUACUCCAAAUUCGCUCAUUUUUAAAGUUAGUCUUCACAGUUGAACUAAAUAUCCUCCCUUUUUUUUAAUCACGUUGUUUUCCCGCUCCAACGUCCUUCUCAAAUCUGUUUCUGCCAUCCAUGGCGACACUAACUCCCUCUUAGCUAGCUCGACUAUGCACUUGCCUCUGCUAGCAAUACAAUGAGCUAUCAUUAGCCUAGACUGUACCAAGGAAAAUAUGUUUAAACUUCUAAAAACGGUCCUCUUCUGGACAGAAUAUUUUCUGUAGGUUCAGACUUACUCAUCGUCAAUAUUUUAUGUCUUGUGGGUUUCAUAGCCAAAUUUCAAGUCAGAUGUAUUUCUAUAGCCCUUCUUACAUCAGCUGAUAUAUCAAAGUGCUGUACAGAAACCCAGCCUAAAACCCCAAACAUCAAGCAAUGCAGGUGUAGAAGCACGGUGGCUAGGAAAAACUCCCUAGAAAGCUGAAACCUAGAGAGGAACCAGGCUAUGAGGGGUGGCCAGUCCUCUUCUGGCUGUGCGGGCUGGAGAUUAUAACAGAACAUCGCCAAGAUGUUCAUAAAUGACCAGCAUGGUCAAAUAAUUGUAAUCACAGUGAACAGGUCAGGGUUCCAUAGCCGCAUGCAGAACAGUUGAAACUGGAGCAGUAGCACGGCCAGGUGGACUGGGGACAACAAGGAGUCAUCAUGCCAGGUAGUCCUGAGGCAUGGUCCUAGGGCUCAGGUCCUCUGAGAGAGAGAGAAUUAGAGAGAGCAUACUUAAAUUCACACAGGCACCGACGAUACCCCCGGACAGGGCCAAACAGGCAGGAUAUAACCCCACCCACUUUGCCAAAGCACAGCCCCCACACCACGAGGGAUAUCUUCAACCACAUCUUUAUAACAAGUCAAUAAUGACGAGACCGGAAUCAGUUCAAACAUUAAUCUUGAACGUGCUCAUCUCAACACAUAUUACCCAUGAUGCUCUGCCUAUACAACUACCUUAAGUACGGAGGUGCAAAUGAUACAACCCUAAUACACAACAAGUAACACAUUGGGAUAUGUCUGUUUCCAUGGCUUAAAAUAAAAUAAAAUAGAAUGCAACGUAUUGUUUUGCUAGCGGUAGUGUAUAUUAUUUGCCGGUGCCUUGUUGCUGAGCUGCUGGUCAGAGCCCAGGCAAGCCUAUGCUGAGAGGAUACUACAGCCCUGAGGAGGCUGGCCAGCCAGGUGGGUGGGCAGAGGCAGGCUGAGCAUGCAGCAAGGAAGCUGAGGUGGAGCUGAGAAGGGAGAGACCCACAGCCAGAGCUGCUGCACACAGCCCUCCAUCAGGGGGGACGCUCACGCUUGCCUGGACCAUGAGCAAUGAGUCUACCGUCUGGAACAACGUCAUCGAGAACUCCACCGGGGUCCCAUUUGAGCCUGGUAAACAACAGAAUGGUUACGUCCUACUGCUGGUGCUCCUGUCCAUCUUCCUAGGGGGGACACUGGUCCUGCUGUCUGUCAUCCUGAUUGUCUCCAGACGCUGCUGUGAUGGAGACUGCCACUAUAACAGUGCCAGCGACGACCCUGAGAAAACCAACACGACCUACACUGAGGUGUCUCAACCAGUCCAUGCAGAGAUCACCAUCCGGGUCGACGAGUCAGACUGCCUGUCGGCCGCCAGCUCCCACAUGGACAUGGAGACGGAGCGCUUCCUGUCCACGGGCACCCAGGGCGGCCGCCGGGUCUCCUUCAACGAGGCGGCGCUCUUCAACCACGGCAGGAAGGCCCUGGAUAAAGGACGCAGGUACACGUUGACUGAGGGUGACUUCCACCACCUGAAGAAUGCGCGACUCACACACCUCCACAUCCCGCCCUUGGCCCUCAAGAUCGUCACCAUCCACGAGUGUGAGACAUCAGAGAACAGCAUGGCCAUGACGACUCGCCCCGCCGCCAAGUCCAGCCUUUCCAUCUUCCAGCCGGCACUGUGUGCCCUGCGGCCCCUAUGUCCCCUACCCCAGACAGUGUUGACCAGUCUGAGUGUCAGCCCCAGCUCAGCCCUCCCUGGGGACACCCUCAACUCGAUGGUGGACUCCAGCUUCAGUGAGAGUUCCCUGGUCCCGGGACUCAAGAAGCCCAGCAGCAGCAUUGAGGUGAUGGUUUCUUGCUCCAGGAAUGGGGGCAGUCCGUCUUUGAGUGAGGGGGCGUCGGUGACGUCUGUGGCGGGUGCGUCCCCUAGCGCGGGAGUGGGGCAGGGCCCGGUCCUGCAGUUCUUCACCAAGCUGAGGCGCCAUGCCAGCCUAGAGGGGGCCAGCCCAUACUUCAAGAUCAAGAAGUGGAAGCUGGACAGCAGCCAGCGGGCUUCUAGUCUGGACACCAGAGGGUCCCCUAAGAGGAGGCAGUUCCAGCGGCAGCGCGCCGCCAGCGAGAGCAUGGACCAGGAGGAUAACGACGCCCACCACAUGGACCUCAUCCAGUACAUCGCCCGCACCCAGGACGUCACCUACCACCCCAGCCCCUCCGCCCGCUUCCUCUCCCCCUCCUCUUCCUCCAAGCCACCACCCUCCCUCGGCAGGUUAGAGGUGGAGGUGGUGGUGGAGCCCAGCUGCAGCAGGGGCCAGGUACCGGGGUUGAUCGGCCUGUCCCCGGAGCCCCAGGACGAGGCAGCGAGCCUGGGGGACUGUAGACAGGAGAGCUUGGCCUCAGACCACCAGGCCUUGUACAGAGACAUCUGGACGCUCCGGGCCUCUCUAGAGCAGUACGGCUCCUCAGACCAGAUCAACAACGACAGGGACUCCUUUCGCAGCGACGCCGACAGUGUCAUCUCCCUGGGGGGCCGGACCGAGAGGGGGGAGCUGCCCAGUAACCCCUCCCAGGACAUCGGGGAUGAACCCGAAGGGGAUGUAGAGCUGCCCGUGGAUGAUGGGAUGGGAGAGGAGAAGGAAGAGAAGAAGAAAGGGGGGAAGCAGGACAGUGUGGAGUCAGAGAGGGUCAGUGACGGGGAGUCAGGGAACCGUAAGCUCAUGCAGAUGGACAGUGGCUAUACGUCUAUAGAGGCUCCAUCACGGGCGCCAGAGGAGCUGAGACUGUUUGGCAGUAGUGGCAGUAUAGACAGGACGGCCCUGGAGAAGAGACACUACUUCACCAGUGCAGGGCACACUGGCACAGUGGGCGAGAGCUUCGAGGCCCGCAUCUUCGAGGAAGAGCCAGGCGAGGAGAUGCUGGUGGGGGCGACGGGCGGCAUUGCAAUAGAAACGUCCAGGUCUCCCCUGGGCUGGUCUCCGUAUGGGCAGAUGUUCACUCCACGAGAGGCGCAGCCGCACUCCCACCCACCCUUAUCAUUACACCGCCGCGACUACAGCAUCGACAAGAAAACUGACGCGCUCUUCCAUGAGUUCCUCCGCCACGACCCCCAGUUCGACCAGCAGGAGUCACCGAGGAAACAUCGCUCGCGCAUCCACCUCCGCAAACAGUGGCAGCGCAACAAGCAGUACAGUGACCCGGGCGUUCGCUACCAGUACCACUCCUUUGAGAGGCAGCGGACCCCCUUGCGACGAGGCGAUAGCGUCAACUACCCUCUGGACACGGGCUUCCACAGCACACUGCCACGCAUCGUCAGUGCGCCUGAUGAAGAGGCCAGCGAGGGGGCCCCCAGUACCCCCCAGAAGCCAAAGGCCGAGGCGGUGGUGGCGGGAGGAGCAGGAGAGGUGGAGGAAGGAGACAGGAGGAGGGCGAGUCCCAGCAGUAGCUGUGGCAGCAGCACCGUGACCAUUAGAGACCUGGAAGGGAGGGCAUCCUGUUCCCCUCCCACUGUUCCGGAAAGAGAGGGCCUGCUAGGGGAGCAGCCCGACCCCCAGGAAGACACUAGGCAGGCGGUACACCCCCCUGAGGCCCCUUACGAGCCCUACAAGGCUCAUGACACGGGCAACGGCCGACAGACCAUCACAGCCGAGCUGACGGACAAGCUGAGCGCCACUCUGGAUGAGCGGCUGUACACAGGCCUGCGACGGACCAAGGACACAGCGGCGGUGACAGAGUGUGUGGUGAAGGUCGUUCACGCCUCCCCCGACCACAGCCCAGUGUAGCAUGUCUCCAGUCCUCCUCCACUCCUCCCUGAUCUUUUGUGUUUCAUUUGAUUUCAUUCUAUGCCGGGUAACUACAAUUUCUCCGUCUGUCUGAAUUAGCUGGUCCCAGACCAGUAACAAGAAAACAGGCUACACUAUACAGUAUCAUGUAGGCUAUAUGAAGAAUACACCCCUAGAUAGUAUUUAUAGUACCAUAGUGUCUCUUACUGCUGUGAUUCCUUUCUCCUCUUAGAGAAGUGAUGAUGUAAAGAGCCAGUAUGCCGUCUGCACUAGUCUAUCCACUGUGAAACUAGGUGCUAUUAGACUUGAAGUCAUCUCAAGAUCUGGAUACAAAGUUUAUCUGGGCGUAAUAGGCCAGUCUUGACUGAUAGUCCAGCCAAGACUGUUUAAUUGUAAUGUGAUGUAAUUUCAUCCGAAUCUAUGGUACUAGGAACAAAAACAGAUCAGACCAUGAAUUUGAAAAUGCAUUUUUUUUCUUCUCAUAAACACUCAUUAAAUGGGUAUGAAAAUGCUGUCCUAAUUUGGACACCAAAUAAAUUCCAGUAUCCAUAUUAGGACCGCCUCGUCAUAUCCACACUGGAGCAGAGCAUAUUCUUCAUCAAGUAUCCUUGUUGUUUAAGUCUGGCCUCAUGUUUCUAUAAAAAAAAUCUUACUGCUUUCCAGAAAAGUGAUGGUUGUUAGGACAUGUUAUUCAAUGCCUUUGUAUUUGUUGACACAUUUCAUUUACAUGUGUCUAUGCUUGUUUUAAAUUUCACUCUGGUUGUGACUGUAAUAUCUGGCAUACUGGAGGCCAGGGUGAGAGCAACUUAAAUGGCAGGUUUUUACCUAAUUUCUGUGCCAAAAAUACCUUGUUAGCUAAUGGAGGGAUCUCAAGUGUUACUGAACCAGGGGUUGGAACCAAAACAUUUUUCCAAUCGUUUAGUUUUGAACAGAACCUCUAAUUUUUCAUUUUGUUCCACUGUUCCGACCAGCAAGAGUUUAGAACCCCCCAAAAAGUCCUGGUUUAUAUUGUUCCUUUUUUAACCUGUCAAAUCAUUUAUUUAAUUUCUUUACAUUUAGCUAAUUUAGUUGUUUACAUGCGUGAUGGACAGGCAAGUGUAGCCUAUGAUGCGACAGAAAUUUUGCAGGUGGAGAGAGCGAGCGAGGGUUGAAAUGCUGGGCAUCUUGUUAUGACAUGCAUUAUCUGAAUUAGGUCCACAGAAUUAUACCUACGGAGGAGCGGCUUCUAUGGAGGAACUUUGAAUGUCCUUCGAGCAAGCUAGCUAGCUAGUGUGUGCAGAGCCACACCAUAAUUAAAAACAUAUUUUUUUGUAGUUAAUAAAUUCGACAUAAAACAUGAUAACUAACCCUAUAGUAUCCUUAACUAGCAUUGAAAAAGUCCAUCCAUUAUUUUCUAGCUAAUUAAAAAGGUCUCCUGACUUCUGAAUCCAGCUUGUAACCUCAGUACAGUAGCCUAUGCUUUGGAGAGGAGCAGGUGUGUCACACACACACACACACACACACACACAAAGAUUUUCAGCUUGCAGGCAGUAACUGGAAUAAGUUUGAGUGAGAGCUUUGCAUAGGUGUUUUGUUGUGGGACUAAAAAAAAUGCCUGGAAUGUAAAAUAACGUUAUUAAUCAGUUCCAAAGCUUUUAAAAAUAACGGUUCUGUUCUGGAACAGUAAGGAUCACUUUCGUUCCAGGUUCCAUUUCUGUUCCUUUAAAAAUGUUGUUCCUUUGUUCCAAUCCCUGCUGACAACUCUGUUAGAAUCACACAUCAAAGGCAAGGCUCCCUUGGCCUCCCCCAACAGUGUUGGUUAGUGCUGGUCUAUAGCUGUAAAGGUUUAAAUUAAGGCUUUGAAUGGGGCCGAUGUUCCCCUCGCAGACAUUUGCGUUUAUUGAAUUUAUUCAUAAAGGCAUACUUUCUUGUGCAUGGGUUUACCAAACAGGCUUUAUUUGUUUGCUCACUUUCUUUUCUUUCCCCUCCUUCUCCUGUGAAAGUUGAUAACGCAGCAGCGCAUCCCUCUGGGCUAAAAGGACUGCACUUCUUGUCCGUUACCAAACCAGAACAAAGUUGUUAUUUGGAGCAGAUUCCACAUCUUCUCCUUUGACAUCCUCUGUGUGGACUUUGCAACCCAAUGCCAUUCAAGUAUAACCCCAUUAUCAGAUUAUGUCUUAUGUGCCAAAAGAAGGCAAGGAAUGGCAUGCCCGUUCCAGAAUUACCUUGGAAACUAUUUUGCACUUAACUGUGUAGUGGCUGGGAGUCUGCUUCUCCUACAUUCCACAAUCAGCAGGAAUAUUUGAUCAAAAACGAAGGGGAGUCCCCCUCCCGUAGUUGAAGUCCACUCUGCCUGGUCUCUUGCUGAGGGUGUAACACAAUGAAGAUAGAGAAAUUGCCGUAAAUGGAAAAGAGGGAGAUAUUUCUAGCUUUCAUUUCCCUCCUUUUGGGUGUGACCGUGCUACUUCACAGCCCCGGUGAAUCAGAUAUGUUUCCUCUAAUAGGGACAUCAGAUAGCCCCUUGUUAUAGCUGUGUGGACUCACAGGCAGAAGGUACCGUAA